Messenger RNA from Gaeumannomyces tritici R3-111a-1, 2118 nucleotides. RefSeq names its product peroxisomal membrane protein PEX16. The record is from RefSeq and is a predicted model, not a curated record. Gene Ontology annotation, cellular component: peroxisomal membrane. The transcript is spliced from 2 exons. Bases 180 to 1529 code for a protein of 449 amino acids. Gene Ontology annotation, biological process: peroxisome organization. NCBI's taxonomy places the organism in Eukaryota, Fungi, Ascomycota, Sordariomycetes, Magnaporthales, Magnaporthaceae.
CCUUAGGUGAUCACAUCAACCCGCCCGCUAGUUGCGACACACAACAGCCACGGCAUCAACAACAGCGGCAGCAGCAUCGAAGACGAACACGUAGAGCCGAAUACCCAAAAAAAAACACAAUCUGCGCUUAUCCCUGAGAGCCAGCCGCUUUGCUGUCGUCUCAUCCCGCAGAUAACACCAUGGCCGCGCCGGCGCAGCCCAGCGAGGCCCCCUCGGCUCCCGCACCGGGCGCAGCCGCAAUCACGACAAAGUCGCCCAAGCCGGCGAGGAAGCUGGGCGUCCGCGCCGUGCUGUCGCUGCCGCAGACCUACGCGAGCUUCAUCGCCAAGAACCAGAGCCAGGUGUCCCAGAUCGAGAGCGCGCUGCGGUCGCUAACAUACAUCAUUCCUGGCCGUUUCCGAGAUGCCGAGAUCGCCUCGGAGGCCAUCCACUCGGGCGUCCAGCUCCUCUCGCUGUACCACGACUCCCUCCUGGAGCGCGCGGCGGCGGCGGCGGCGGCCGACACAUCCCCCCCCUCCCCUUCCUCCUCGUCCGCCAAGUCCAAGGCGGCACCCAGCAGGUCCAUCCACACCCGCUACACAUCCUUCUGGUCGCAAAAUUCGGCCAUGUACCGGCGCGUGGCGCGCGCGCUCCAAAUCGUGCAGUACACGCAGCUGCUGGUCGAGAUGGCGGCGCGGCGGCGCGGCGACGACCGGCUGCGCUGGCGCCUCGUCGUGCUCGUCGAGGCCUUCAAGGCGCUCUGCCGCCUGAUCCUGCUGCGCAUCACGCGCGGCCGCCCCUUGCUCACGCCCGCCCUGCCCGAGCGCCAGCCCAUCCCGCAGCCCGACGACGACGACGACGACGACGGCAACAAGUCGGGCGAGUACGUGAUCCCGCCCGAGCUCAGGGACGACGACGGUGGCGACGACGACCACCACCACCACCACCGCCACAAGGAGACGUCAGCCAACGGCCACGCCAACGGCACCGCGACGGCGGCGGCGGCACACGCAAAGGACUGGCACAUGCCGCGCACCCACUCGGUCCUGCCCUCGCUCCCCGACAGCGCCGACAUCAACUCGUACCUGCUCUCGCGCGUCCUGACGGCCGACGACAUCAAGCCUGCCCCCAAGCUCCUCCGCCCACUCGCCGGCGCCGCCCAGGCCGCCGAGGUGCUGCACAUCCUGGCGCCCCUGGCCUACGCCAUGGCCCUGGCGCACUUUUCCCUCCGCGGGACCCCCUCGUCCGCUGGCAAGAAGAGCAGGGCCGGCCCCGCCGCCACCUGGGCCCCCUGGGCCCUCGGCCUCGCCCUGUCGGUCGCGGCCCGCCAGCUGCGCGACCGCGGCCUGCGCGCCACGGCCCUCGAGCGCGAGGAGUGGAGCCGCCGCGGCUGGGGCUUGGGCUGGUGGGCCAUGCGCGGCGCCGCCUACGACGGCGUCGUCAAGGGCGUCAUCGGCGGCGUCAAGAGGAGGCUGCCCGGCUUCGUCGGCGGCAUCCUCGACGACUACGAGUACCUCUGGGAAACUUAUUACUUUAGCACGGCGGAUUAGACGGCGCCUUCUCUUUCUCUCCCCUUUUCCGCUUCUUUCUCUUUUCUUUUUGGCGGGCAGCGUGUGUACGUCUGGUGUAUGAGUUCUCUCGACUUGAUUCUUUAUGCUUUUUAUUUUCUCAUCCUUUCCUUGUCCCAUUCCUCGUUCUUUUGUUCCGUCACGAGCGCGAUAUCCUGGAUUGUCACGAAACAUUACCUCCAGUUAAUACCAAAUCACAUGUUAUCAGGCUUCAGAUAUGAACAGUUCUGUUAACAGUCGUCCUUCAAACUUGGCUGCGUGGACAGACGCAAUCACAACGAGUGCUUCCGGGCUCUAACACAACAAUGAAGCCUUCCAGAGUAUCGAGGCCAAUACUGGUGGACCACGUAGCAAACAGGAGCAUAGACAUCACACAAGCAUUAGGCACCAGCAAUGAACUCAACGAAAUGCCUUUUUUUUUCGACUCGCUGACUAGUAGUACAAAGUCCCUUUCCACAACCUCAGUGCCCUUCUAGAGCCCAGGCGGUUCCGGGGUCGUGUCCAUGUUCCAGACGCCUUGCCAUCCCAAUGUCUCCGCCCGACAGAUGCGCCCUCCGGAUCCGUUGCCCAU